AUGGACAUCCUCAUUUUCCUCGCCGAGAUUGAGGGCCACCACCCUGUCGCCGUCGCAGUAGACUCCGGCGAAGUUGCAGGGAUCGCCGGUGAAAUCCCAAGAGGGGAAGUAAUUCGAGCCAGGCAGAUCGGAGAGGCCCUUUCGAAUCGAUUGGAGCAAAAAUUGGGCGAAAAGUACGAUAACCGUGGGGAAGCUUCAUCGGCGGCGGCAAACGUGGUCGAAGAAGCUCAGGCAAUGGUGAAAUUCAAAGCACAGUCGAAGAAGGCCCAAAAACGCGGAGUGGACUUCAAAAAAAUUAAGCGGAAAAUCGGCAGGAAAUUGCCGCCCCCAAAGAAUGCUACAAACACUGAAAUAAAAUCUAAAGCGAUAGUACUUCCGGAACAAAGUAUAGUGUCUGAAAAAGCUGGGUUAGCUGUCAGCAGAAAGGGAUUGACACUAAAGGAGCUUCUUCAGCAGACUAGCCAUCACAAUGGGAAAGUCCGAAAAGAUGCAUUGCUAGGUAUGAAAGAUAUACUGCUUAACCACCCAGUUGAGCUGAAGUUGCAUAAACUUUCUGUCAUAGAAAAACUGCGCGAACGCAUUGGUGAUGAUGAUAAAGUGGUUCGUGAAACACUUUAUCAACUUUUUAAGUCAGUAAUUUUCCCUGGAUGUGGAAAAGAUAAUCAAGGACCAUUAGUUUCCUUGAUGAUGGCGUAUAUUUUUAAUGCUAUGACCCAUUUAGCACUAGAUGUUCGCUUGAUGGCUUUCAAGUUUUUCGACCUUAUCGUGCAAUUUUACCCCUCUUCAUUUUUCUUAUAUGCUGAAAAGUAUAGAGUAGUAGAUUCGGGGGAAAGGGGGUGGUCUCAUGGAGGUGAACUGCACCAUAAGAAGGCAAGCCUAGUUACCACAUUGAUUCUCCAAAACUAUGAAGAUAUAUUACGGAAGAACCAAUUUGUAGAGGAUAAGAGUAAAUUGAAGAGCAUUCUCGCAGGAUUGAUUCGCUGCUUGUCGUUGUUGCCUUGUAAUCAUAGAGACCAGGCUGCUGUUGAAAAUGAUGUUCCAGCCCAUGACAUUCUUCACGCUUUUGAGUCUGACGUUUCCAGAGAAUCUGUUGGGCUUCCUGAAAUUGUCAAGCCAUUGAAAGCUCUUUUGCCCAUUCUAGUUGGCUGUUUCCAGGAUUUCAUUCCCUUGCUGCAAAGCAGCUACCAACUAGAUCUGCAGUCCUUUGAUUGUUUGCAAAUUAUACUUCAGAGCGUUGAUCUCAUGGUCAGGUUUCUGGCCAUUGGGAUUUGCAAAAGUGAACCUGAUCUGCAAAUUCCUCUGCCAUUUCAGAAGACGGGUAUGAACGCAUGUGAUCAGUUGAUAUCACCAUUGAUGUUAAAGAAGUUAUGGGAUGUUUUUCCCCUCAGCCUAGUUCAUCAUCUCUCAGGAAAGUUGAGUAACUGGGACCAUGCACCAUAUGCUUUGUUUGAAAAGUUUCUGGAGUUCAUCGAAACUUCACUAGCUACAAAGGUGCAAUCGGGUAAAGUGUUUCAUGAGAAACACUUGCUUCCGCUGAUACCUUACAUUCCGAAACUAACAGUAAAAGUUUCUGGUGACUGGAGGUCUCGUAUUCUAAUGGCCUUCACCGAGGUUUUCAAGAACUCCAGCCCAGAAUCUGCAAUGAAAUUAGCUUGCCUUUCUGCAGUUGAAGAAAUGCUUGCCCCUGAAAGGAGCUUGCUUUACCUUGACACAGAUGAUCCAACCUUGUUCGACUAUCAGAUUGCAUGGAUACAGUAUCUCCCUUCACUGCUAAUUUUGUUGGAUGAUAAAAGCCCAUCAUGUUCGAAGGCUGUGUUGCGUCUUCAACUUCGCAUUCUACAAGGUGCUCCGGUUAACUCCCCAUUCUCGCAGGAAUUUGACACUAUGCAGUAUAGUUUUAAAAAAAUUUUCAGCCAGCAAAUUGAGAAUGCCAUAAGUUAUGGUCCCUUCAUGAGGCUAGCAGCAGAUAUUCAGGAGCUUGCGAUAUGUUGCCUUUAUUAUAUAUCUUUCAUGGAUUCACAGCUUUUGCAGUCACUAGUCUCAUGUUGCUUAUGUGAUAAUGUUGAUAGAAACUUGGUUGUGCGUAUCAUAGAAGUUCUCCAUUCGGCUUAUAGAGCUGGACAUAUCCAAGUUGCGGACUAUAUAAGUUUCCAUGUUACAUUACUCGCGCGGUUCCAAGUUACCAGAACCCUCUGUGCAAACGUGAUUUCUUUUUUACUUUGUUUUCUUUAUGUGCUUUUUAUGGGAAUAGCAUUGGGUUCACAAUAUGGAAUUUUGAAGAAAUUGCUUUGUAAAAAUAAUAGUACAGAAAAAGGCUACCCUGCUGUGAAGGAUAAUCAGAAGCCAAAUUGGAAAGCAUAUAAAUCUAUUACUUGCAUGGUCUGCUCAUGUUUGUCGCAGAUUGGAGAUGAUUGUCUUAUUUUCCAGAUGAUGGAGAAGAUAAUUGUUGAUCAGCUAUGUGGUCAAACACCAUUGGACAAUAAAUGUGCUUUCCUCAGAUUGCUCACCACUCUAGGCUCCAAAAAAGCUUCACUUUCUGAUCAGAGUAUUGUCAGCAUAAGUUCUGUCCUUCCGAAAUACUUGACUGAUGUUGUGUCAAACGUGGGAGAAGGUGUUCACGAGCCAACCGCAGUUAUGAGCGUAAAAAGAAGACAUUACUACUUACUACCUGUCUUUUACCUGUUUUAUGGAAGUAAAAGAUUACUGAGUCUUGUGUUAAAUUUGAUGGGAUUUUGGAUUUCUGAGUCCAGUUCAUCAGGUGGGUCCCACCAUCAUAUUCAUCCGUCGGGCGAUCGUUCAACUGUGGUAUGUGCAAUUGGUUCUGUACUCUCUCACAUGUAUAAAGAUGUCAAGAUCAGACCAAUUCUAUUGUCGUGCAAGAUUGAGAUGGAGACUAUGGUGCAGAAUUUGCUCAAUUUGCUGUCUUCUGAAGAAACAAAUUUGACCUUGGAGGAAAGGCACAAAAUCCAGACAACCUAUGGUCAAUUGAAAGCUAUGUCCAACAAUGACGAGAUCCAACAUUUCUGACUUGGGAUAAGCCAUGAACUAAAACAUUUCAGUUUUGCUUCAGAACUCAAAUCAACAUUGGGCACACAUACAAAGGAUCAAAUGGGUGCCUUUUGUGGGUCGAUUUCUCAAAUUGGACAUAUAAGUUGGCUCGUACGAAACCAAGAUAUCUCACAAAUGGUUCUCAGCGAUCUUUCUAGGCCCACAUUUGAAGCUGUCUUCUAGAUAUCUGCAAAAGAGCAAAUUUUUGUUAGUGAUUAAAAUUGAACAGCAGAAAUUAGCUAGAAAGUUUUGAGUUUUAGAUGAAAUUCACUUGUAAUAUUGUGUAAGUAAGCGGCAGACCGGCCAGAAUUAAUGCUAGUGUUGUAAGAAUUAACACAUGCUCAUCACCAUUACAAAAGGUAACAGGGUGUUGAAAUUAUUAAAAUCAAAGAGAGGAUUUUUUUUUUCCUUAAAUUAAAGACGAUCAAUAGUGGUUCUCCACUUACCUCCUUGGGUGAAAAAUUAAA
This is a messenger RNA of Striga asiatica, 3515 nucleotides long. Lineage: Eukaryota; Viridiplantae; Streptophyta; Magnoliopsida; Lamiales; Orobanchaceae. The record is from the annotation of a GenBank genome assembly.